Molecule: messenger RNA, 8999 nt
Organism: Scylla paramamosain (green mud crab)
Lineage: Eukaryota; Metazoa; Arthropoda; Malacostraca; Decapoda; Portunidae
Product: probable serine/threonine-protein kinase DDB_G0282895
Exons: 2
Coding region: 7570-8742 (390 amino acids)
Source: RefSeq, a predicted model, not a curated record
UAUAUAUAUAUAUAAAGGGAGUUCCAGAUUUUACCAGUGAAGGAGAUGGAUGAUUGAGAACACUGGUCACCAGUAUUCUUAAUCAUCCAUCUCCUGCAUUAGAGAGGUGAACAGAAUAGGGACGAGAGAAAGAAGAAAAAUGUUGCGCAGCGAGGCCACGGGAGAAAGGGAGGCAUGCAGUUAGCAAGAUCAGAAGAGCUGUUAGGGUUAAAUUAGCGGUAGAAGAAGAUAGGAAGAGAUGGAACAUUUCGACGAUGAGAAGGUGAAGACAAUCAGUUAAGAGAGAGGAGUUGAUAAUACGAGAAGCUUUUGAUUCCAACCAGUCUAAAAUAACGGCACGAAUGGAACCCCUCCCCACAUACAUGUGAAGCAUAUUCCAUACAUGAACACAUAUAAGGGGACCUUGUACAGAGUUAACAGUUUGAGGAUGAGUGAGAAAAACUGGCGGAGAUGACUCAGAACUUCACAGAAGCUGUUUUAGCUAGAUAUGAGAUGUGAAGAUUCCAAUUUAGAUUAUAAGUAAAGGACAGACCGAUGAUUUCAGUGUAGAAGAGAAGGAGGCAGUUGAAUGUCAUUGAAGAAAAGGGAUAGCCAUCUGGAAGGUUGUGUCGAGUUGAUAGAGAUGGAGGAAUGAGUUUUGAGGCAUUGAAGAAUACAAAGUUUGUUCUGUCCCAUUUAGAAAUUUUAGAGAGAUCAUAAGUCAGGCGUACUGUGGCUUCCCAGCGUUAGCUGUUUACUUCCUGAAAGUCUGCACGUCUACGAAAAGGAGUAAAAGUGCAGAAUGGUGUCAUCAGCGUAGGAUAGGACAAAAAUUUUUGUUUAAAAGAUCAUUGAUGAAAAAUGAGAAUGGGUAACAAGACAGAACCCUGAGGAACACCACUGUUAAUAUAUAUAGACUUGGGAGAUGAAGAGUGACUUUUUACUGCAGCAGCAAUAGAAUGGUCAGAGAGGAAACUUGGGAUGACGUUACAGAGAAGAAUGGAAGCUGUAGGAGGCUAGUUUAAAAAUUAAAAGCUUUGUGCCAGACUCUAUCGAGUUUUUGAUACGUCAAAGGCAACAGCGAAAAAUUCACCAAAAUUCCUAAAAGAGGAUGACCAGGACUCCGUAAGGAAAGCCAGAUCACCAGUAGAACGCCUUUCUACGGAACGAAUACUAUUGAUCAGAUAAUAAUAAGGUUGUGUGUGAAGUGAUAGAUGUUUCAGAAUUUUCCUGUUGAAGACAGUUUUAAUAACUUUAGAGAUUCAGGAAAUUAAAGCAAUAGAACGGUAGCUUGAGGGGAUUAGAGCGGUCACUCUUUUCAGAAACAGGCUGAAUGUAAGUAAAAUUGUACCAAGAAGGAAAAGGUAGAUGUUAUUAAACAGAGUUGGAAGAGUUUGACUGGGCAAGGUGGAAGCAUGGACGCACAUUUACGGAGAAUAGAAGGUCCAUAAGCCUUUUCGAGGGUGACAGCCCAGCAAGGGCAUGGAAAACAUCAAUGCAAAAGAUCUUAAUGGGUAGAAUGUAGUAGUUGGAGGGUGGAGUGGGAGCAACAACCUCUAAAUCAUCUAAGGUAGAGUUUUUAGCAAAUGUUUAAGCGAAAAGUUCAGCUUUAUAGGUAGAUGAGAUGACAAUUGUACCAUUAGGUUGAAAUAAAGGGAAAGAUGAAGUUAUUGAAUAUAUUAUGGCUAGGUGACAUAAGUCACGAGGGGAGUUUGAUCAUGAAAGAUUGACACUUCCUAUUGAUGAAGGACAUUUUGGUUAGUACAAGAACAAACUUGGCAUGAUUCAGGGAAGAAAUAUAAAGCGCGUGAGGUGAUGAAAGGCUUAAAUACCAUUUGUGGGUCACCCCUCUAUCAUGUAUAGCACAAGAACAGGCUUCCAAACCAAGGUUUAGGUCUAGAGAAAGAGAGAAUGUACGCGUUCAUGCCAGACACAAUCACCUCUAUUAUGCGCUCAGCUCACAGAUGGAUCUGACACGGAAGCAGUAGUCAUUCCAAGGAAAAUCAUAAUAAUAUCUACUGAAGUCUCCCCAGUUCUCAAAGGCAAAAUGCCAAAGGCACCUCCGCUUUGGAGGAUUCUCAGGAGAGAUUAAAGCGAUAGGACAAGAUACAGAUAUGAUGAGAUUGUGAUCAGAGAACCCAACGAAGUAGAAAGGGUGACAGCAUAAACAGAAGGAUUAGAGGUGAGGAAAAGGUCAAGAAUGUUGGGCGUAUCUCCAAGACGGUCAGAAAUACGAGUAGUGUUGCACCAGUUGCUCUAGGUCGUGGAAGAUAGCAAAAUUAAAGGCUAGUUCACCAGAAUGGCAAUGAAGGAAGUGAAAAGCCAAUUGGUAGUUAAUUAACAUUGAAGUCUCCAAGAAAUAAGAUCUCCGCUAAAGGGAAGAGAGGAUGUUCUCCACUUUGGAAGUUUAGUCAAAGAUUUUCUUAUAGUCAGAGGAGUAAGUAGGUAAGAGGUAUGCAGCACAGGUAAAUUUAGUUUGAGGAUGACUCUGUAGUCGUAUUAACAAAGUAGUCUGUACUGACAGAAGUAUCAUUUAUUUCUUCUACUAAAUGUAGGAUGAUCUCUUUCUUCGUGAUUCUGGACGCACAAAAUAUGGGAAUAUAUCUUGAGUAAUAGCGAGUUUGUCUACUGUAGACAAUGUAUUUCUCUUUAAAACUAGUUUUUUACGAAAUGUUUAAAUAUUCCUUAAAGAAAUGGUAUAUUGGCCUUGAUGAUUGGAUUGUUCAGCUGUAAUAAUCUUUUGAGGUGGCGGCAUUGUGUGAGAGCCAGGCGGUGCCUCAGCACCUUGUAGUUGCUGGAAUACACAGACAUUCGUAGCAUCCUUUUUAUUGAGUUAGUGUAGUGAACUUCAGAAACCCUAAAAAAAAAAAAAAAAGAUUGCAAGGUGCCUUUAUGAUUCAACAAUGGCAAGCCAAAGUCUGGUUUACAAUAAGGAUUAAGAAGGAAUAAAAAAAUGUGGUACUACCUAAUCCUGAAAACUGCCUUAAAAUUUUAUGAAAACUCGAAUAAAAUUAGUCACUUUUAAGAUCCACAUCACCCUUAAGGUCACACAUACAUGUCCCAAAUAACCAUUAGUGUGAGCAACCUCUAGCCUAUCAUUAUUUAAUAAUAUUAGUGUAUGUCUCACGUUGUUUAUUGUUUCCCUAAUACCAUGCAUUUUGUUUUAUCUUUUUUUUUUUUUUUUUAUAUAUUUUAGACCGAUGUCACUAAUAAUAUAUAAGAACAGAAAUCUGAUAAAAAUAAAAUUCGUGCUGCUUUUUGAUGGACCACACAGCAAUAUAUCGUCAGCAAACGGCACUACGCUAAGUUUGUUUAUGCCCAUCAUACAUCUCUGAACCACGCUAUCAUUGAUCCACGCUACAUAUAUCAUUUUAAAAUAUCAUUAAUGUAAAUCUCAAAUAAAAAGGAGAUAAAAUACCACCCUGUCUCACUCCUUGCUCAAUGUAUAAAUAAGGACUUCGGAAUUAUUAUUAUUAUUAAUUUUUUUUUUUUUUUUUUACACAAACCAUGUGAUUCCUUAAGUAAUGCGAUAUUAUGUAUGUUGGAAGAUUUAGCUGCAUUAGCUUUUUGCCCAGAAUGAAAUGAUCGACCCGAUCAAAGGCUUUCGAUAAAUCAAUUAAGUUAGAAAACAACCAUUUGUUGUACUUUAUGGUCAGAACGCCCUUCUGAAAUCCAAACUGUCUUGAAUUAAGUAAUACUUUUCCUGAAAAAUACCUGAAAUUAUCAUCAAUUCAGACAAUUUCAAAUUAUAUGACUAGCAUGACUGGUGUAGAACUGCUGGCAUUCACAUUUACUCGUACUUUGUUGUUCGGGGUAGUGGUUCCCUUAAGGAGUGAGCAUGGUAGGUAACAGUGAACAAGACAUACAUUUUAAAAGUUCGCUUAAAAAAAAAAAUCAUCAGAGGUUCUUUUUAAUAACUCAGAAUGAACACCAUCGCCCCCCACACCGUGACUGAGGCGUGCAAUAGGUUUCCUGAGCAGUGUUAGCGAGACACGGGACACAUCUUGCCUCCAUGUUGCCAGUGUUUAACAAAGUGUGCAUAAACACUUUCUCUGGGUCUCUGUGCUCUAGCUGACUAUACUCAAAUUUUCUCAGAAAUAUAUUUGUAAUGUCUUUUCAUGGCAAUGUUUUCCAUCGAGAGAGCAUUCGUACAUUUGGAAUUUCUUUCUUUUCUUAACUUCAUUCUCAAAUACUUUGAUAUAUUUAACUUAGUUCAUUUUGUUUACAUUGACUUUUUUGGCAGUAAUCAUAUCACCAUGCUCAACUUUUCCUUUGGAUGACCAGUUAUUUAUUUAUCCCUCGCCACUGAGUGCAAGUGCUCAACAUUCCUAUUCUAUCCAGGAAUAAUAACUUUGCACUUGUUUGUACUCACUUUAUUUUCAAGCAAAUCGUUUAAUACACUUUCACAGCAGCACACAGAUUGUCAAACAAAACAUCAAUAUUAAGAGAGGUAGGUGAUAAAGGUCUUAGGGUCCCUCCAACCAACUUUUAUACGCCCCUGAAAUGGAAACUCGUGGCAAUUUUCUAAGUUCCUAACAUAUCUAGCUAUUCUAAUGUAUUCAUAUUUACUUUUUUUUCCAACUUUAUAAUUGACAUGUAUGUCAGUCUUUACACUAUGAUUUACAAUAUUGUGUAAUUGGCUUCCAGUAACCCAUAGCUUGAAUGGUAAAGGCACAUGAUCACAUGUAAUCAAAUCAUGUAGCAUUUUGAAAUCAGGCGAAGUGCGUGAGUCUUCUGCCGUCACUCCCACAUGAUCUAGUCAUCUGCUUUGUGAGUCGCCAUAACCAAUAAAUGUGAAACUACUACUGUUCGGUAACUGUUCAGUGUCACAACAUUGCAACUCAUUUCCUUUAAUGAACGUGAAGUUGCGCCAGGCUCAUGAUGAAAUAAGGGUCAGCAUUAAAAUCACCAGUUAAGUAUAUAUUCCAUUUAAAGUGUUGUCCUCAAUUAUAUUUUCAAGGACAGAGAGUGUCCUUAAAUAUCUUUGCUCAAACGCCAAUGUUAUUCAUAACAAAAAUUACUCUUUUUCUUAUAGAGAACCCCAAACCUUCCCUCUUAACGCCCUGCCAACCCAACACUCUCAUAAGGAUUAUUAUGUUAGACAAAGCAGAAUGGACGAUAAUGCGUAAUAUAAUUAUAUGUUAUCUUUGGACACGAGUCGAUAUGACAGAUAAAACUGAAGGGCUGUGAAAUGAUGUAUUUAUUAUAAUAGAAUUAGAGUGAGCGAUCGGAAAUGAGAGAACUGAUGUGUGAUAAGUUGAAUAACCUUAUAAUCUGAAUGUCAGCAUAUAUAUAUAUAUAUAUAUAUAUAUAUAUAUAUAUAUAUAUAUAUAUAUAUAUAUAUAUAUAUAUAUAUAUAUAUAUAUAUAUAUAUAUAAAGAAAGCAUCAAAGCUACUCAUCUUCAAUCCAGCAUUCUAAAUGACGUACCUGAAGAGAUAUAAGAUUCAUGUAAAUAUUUUAUACAUUUUUCGUGCUGUGAAUGAAUAAGCCAGAAUGCUGUUAGUAAUAUAGUGUGGAACUACGUAAUAAUUCACUUAGUUGCUAUGAGUAGCAAGGAUGUAGUGCUAUGAAAUGGAAUGACAGUAUAAAUAUUUUUGGAAGACUGUGACUAUGUUGCUGAUGUGUGUGUGUGUGUGUGUGUGUGUGUGUGUGUGUGUGUGUGUGUGUGUGUGUGUCAUUUAUCUACAGUCGUCUGCCCGUCACCCAGCCAGCCGUUCCCCUACAGAAAGAACUCAAAGCUCAUAGUGACCCGACCUUAGAGUAAACCUGAAACCAGUUCCACACCACACACCGGGACAGCGAGACCACAACUCCUUGGGUUACAUCCUGUAGCUACUUGCUGCUAGGUGAUGACGGGCUACACACACUGAGUGCAGAUCAGCGUAUGACAGCAAUACCAUCAAGAAACAACGACGACGACGACGACAACAACAACAACAACAACAACAACAAAAAUAAUGAUGAUGAUGGCAUUAUUUUUAUUAUUAUUAUUAUUAUUGAGGACAAAAAAAAAGAAAGGUGUAGAUGAUGUUAAAUGAUGAGAUAAGAUCCAGUUUACUAAAGAAAAAUAAAUGUGGAAAGAGACUUGCAGGAUCGACUCUUGAAAAGACACUGAAUCAUACCAUCUUGUUUUGCACUUCAUAGGAUUGUGGUGUUACUGGUCUACCACUUUAGUCCAGUACUUCCGGGAAAUCCUGGGUUGCUGAUACUCAUCAUCGAAGUUAGAGCUGCUUCAUUGUGCCUACAGAUCCAGCGCUUUUAGGUGGUGCUUCAGUGUUGCAGCUCUCCAGUUUUUUUUUUUUUUCUUUUUCAUCUUGCAACAUUUACAUAAUCUUACUUAGAGAAGGAAGCCUCAAUAUUCUGUGUUUAGGCUGUAAUCUGUAAAGUCUCAAAUAACAUGUGUAGUCAUUCUGGUUGUGGUUUUAGAAAUCUAGUAAUAUUCAUAAUAAUGCAUAAAUAUUCAUCUGACAUUUGAAGCUAAUACUACAAAACUUACUGAACCUCUUGAGUUAUUUUGUCAUUUCAUGAUUGAGCACCUUCAAUAGAUAAUGAGAAAUAUAAACAUAUAUCGGUAUGAAUAAACAUUCCUAUAUGAUCACUGCGUUGUCCUAAAGUGGGGUUGAAAAUUCUGGCAGUAUGUAUUGUCUGUUUUGUUUUGGGCUUAACGCAAACACUUCCAUUAUCAUACAAGACUUUGUUAACAACGUAGCUGUAUGUGUAAGGAAAAGGGAUGGUGCCUAGAGAAGGGCAAGAAAGUCUCUAAAUUGAUCAGAGGCAAACUUUAUCGACAUACGAGGAAUAGAAACAGAAGGAGGAAGUGAUGAGCACUAAAGAGGUAAUGUAGACAGUUAUUGAAGAGAGAGAGAGAGAGAGAGAGAGAGAGAGAGAGAGAGAGAGAGAGAGAGAGAGAGAGAGAGAGAGAGAGAGAGAGAGAGAGAGAGAAAAGCAGGCGACCUGGUUCUUGUGGGAAUUAUAUUCAACAACAACAACAACAACAACAAAGGAAAAAAAAGAAACGAGAAGAGAAGAGGAGGAGGAGGAGGAGGAGGAGGAGGAUUAGGAGGAGGAGGCGGCGGAAGAUGAAGUAAAAGAAAAGAAAGAAAAGAAAGAAGGCAUUGUAUGUUCUGUGACUGCAUUUGAUAUCUUUUUGUUAGUUUUGUGACAAUGAAAUGGAAAAAUUCCUCUCCAUUAGGCUUGAACUUCGAAAUUGUGUCACUUUCUGUAAUGUAAAUCAUGAAGACCGUAUGUUUAUAAGCUGGUGUGUGUGUGUGUGUGUGUGUGUGUGUGUGUGUGUGUGUGUGUGUGUGUGUGUGUGUGUGUUAGCAGGAAAUGUAGAACUGAAGAAUAAAAGUGAGGUAGAGACAGGUAACGCUGUGGUGGUUCCGUCUGUAAAGUACGAAAAAAAAAAAAAUUAUGUAAUUGUAAUUCAUGCUUUACCUGAAUAUAAUUAAAAUGUAAUAGCAAAUGUAUGCAAUGAGCUGAAAAGUUCGUUAUUUAAACCAUUUUCUGUCCCCAACAAACACUGCUUCAUAAUCGAUCAAUCAACCAGUCAAAAUCCAAUAACAGCAACUGUUAGAACAGUCAUAAUUAUGAUGGUGAUGAUGAUGACGAUGAUGAUAACAAUAAUAAUAAUAAUAAUAAUAAUAAUAAUAAUAAUAAUAAUAAUAAUAAUAAUAAUAGCAAUAAUAAUAACUGAUAAUAAUAAUAAUAAUAAUAAUAAUAAUGAUGAUAAUAAUAAUAAUAAGAAGAAGAAGAAAAGAAAUGAAUACUACAACAGCAAUAACACCACCACUACCAUUAAAAAAAAAAAAAAAAAAAAAGGAAAGCAAAGCAAAGAUGGAGCCAUGCCCUUUCUCGACGUCCUAGUUAAAAAACAAGAAGGAAGAUUUACCACCAGCGUCUACACAAAACCAACGAAUCCGGGACUCUGCUUGAACGGGCGAAGUGAGUGUCGCACGAGGUACAAGGAUUCCACUAUCUCAGCCUACAUCAGAAGAGCGCUUACACACUGCAGCACGUGGAAACAAGUCCACCAAGAAAUACAGCGCUCAACUCAAGUCCUCAUAAACAACAAUUUCAGUGAAAAGGACAUCAACCGCCUAGUAAAGAAAAUUGUCGACAGCUGGCAUAACAAGAAGCAACAAGAGGAUAAGAAAGGGAACAUCAACAUCUUCUAUAAAGCAACUUUCUCUACCGCCUACGAAGAAGAUGAGAGGGCCAUCACGCAGAUUGUGAAGAGGAACAUCAAGCCUUCCGACCCUGACAGACAAGUUAAACUGAUAAUUUAUUACAACACCAAGAAAACCAGCCAUCUUCUAAAAAAUAACCCCUCAAAAGAGAAAGAGAGCCUUCAGAAGUCACAUGUCAUAUAUAGGUUUACGUGUAACCAAGGAAACUGUGAAGUCCUUCCCUCCACCUAUGUUGGCAUGACGACAAGACUCUCCCAACGACUAACUUUCCACCUCGCAGCAGGAGCACCCAAGAAACAUCUGAAGGAGAAGCAUAACAUAAACAUCACAAGAGGAAUGCUAGUAGAUAAAACGGAGAUCCUAACUACAUGCCCAGACACCAGGCGUCUCCCCAUCUUAGAAGCACUAUAUAUAAAAGAGACAAACCCUACAUUAAAUCAACAAUCCGAAGACCUACAAGCAUUACCAAGCGCGCGAAGACCCAGCUUGGAUAGCAGCCCAGCACAGCCCGCGACAGCCGUCAGCCAAUCAGAGACCAGGACGCGCAGCGGGGUGACAAGCCUACCGGUAUAAAUACACCCCCGCAAUCAGCUUGAGCCAUUCUCUCCGACACCCUCAACACGGAUAGACCUUCGCUACUGAAGAAGGGUCAAGGACCCGAAAUCGCGAUCUAGCGAAAAUGACUAGCUUCGGCGAAGUCAUACAGCCAAUUAAAAAAGAAUAUAAGACAAUCAUAAGAUAUAAGGAAAAUAUCUUAAGAAAAAUAAUAAAUGCUCAACUAGCUAUCACAUUCAAUGAGAUAUGUAUUAGAGAAAGACUCCUGCCCAUAU